Molecule: messenger RNA, 2970 nt
Organism: Pleurotus ostreatus (oyster mushroom)
Lineage: Eukaryota; Fungi; Basidiomycota; Agaricomycetes; Agaricales; Pleurotaceae
Gene: SYF1
Product: pre-mRNA-splicing factor syf1
Exons: 9
Coding region: 1-2970 (989 amino acids)
Biological process (GO): generation of catalytic spliceosome for first transesterification step; mRNA splicing, via spliceosome
Cellular component (GO): U2-type catalytic step 2 spliceosome; post-mRNA release spliceosomal complex; Prp19 complex
Molecular function (GO): protein binding
Source: RefSeq, a predicted model, not a curated record
AUGCCUUCCGUGGCAGACAAACAGCCGUCGCUGGAAUCCCUUCAAUCACAUUUCCCUCUGACAUAUCCUGUGCCGAAUCCAGUAUCACACCCACACCUCAUAUCAGUCAAGGACUUGCACCGUGAAGAGGACCUCCUGCGAAAUCCAUCGUCGUUCCGAACAUGGUGGUCAGCUAUCAACGCUGUUCGCGAAGAAUUCAUCGCGCAACAAAAGCUGGAACGGUCUGUUGAAAUCCCCCCGGAGCUUAGCUCGCUACUUGGACCGUUGGCAACCCCAUUGGCGCGUAAUGCCUUGCAACGGUUAACAUAUCUCUACGAAGCCGCUCUCGUGAACUUCGGCGGUUCGUUCAAGCUAUGGAAGUCAUACUUGUCACUGCGUAUGUCGUUCGUACUGGGGAAGCCUGUGGUGAAGAAGAGGGCUGGUGGCAAGAAAAAGCUUCCGGAGAUGAAGGACGCGUUGCAAGAUGAGAAGGAGGAUCUAGAGGAAUGGGAAGGAGGAUUGGACGGUGUGGUUGGCUGGGAAGAGUGGAAAUCCCUGCUCGCGACCUUUGAGCGCGCACUAAUGUAUCUACCGAAGCUACCGCGUCUAUGGCUAAUGUAUAUCUCGAUAUUCAACCAUCCGAAAUGUCCCCCUCAAAUAUCACACACACACGCGAGACGAACGUACGAUCGUGCUCUACGUACACUCCCCCCUUCUCUCCAUGCACGAAUAUGGGUUCGGUACCUUCUGUGGGCAGAAGACAAGGGUGGGGCGACCACAGUAGCCAUCUACCGCCGAUACCUCGCCAUCGAUCCCUCCAUAACCGAACGCUUCACCACCCUCCUUUUGAACCCCGUUAGCUCAGCCCCGCGGCCGCUCGAAGCUGCAAAAUACCUUUUGUCUCUGGCUCGGAAGUCUGCGCGUGGGGAAUACACAAGUCCGGAAGGAAAGAGUCCGUAUCAGCUUCUUGGGGACUUUAUCGACGUAGUCGAAAAAUUCGCGGAGGACGUCGGCUUUGACGUUGAGGAAACCAUCGAGUCGAAUAAAGCAAUCAAAGAGGCUGAGCAAGCCGCUAAGGCCUCGGAAACAGAGCCAGAGCAGGCCUCGUCCGAUGGCAAGCUGAUACGAUUCGCGGGCCCCGCCAUUCCUGUCACUGCUGACGGAAAACCAGCGCCAGCCUACGACGAAGACGAGGACCCAAUGAGUCCAAGAAAACUCAACAUCGAACAUAUCAUACAGCGCGACGGUUUGCAUGUAUACAAAGACCAAGCUGGGCGACUGUGGACGGGCCUGGCGACCUACUGGAUCAAACGAGGCGAAUUCGACCGCGCAAAGGAGACCUUCGAAUUUGGGUUGAAGAGCGUUCUGACAAUUCGAGACUUCACUCAGAUAUUUGAGGCGUAUUCGGAGUUCUGCGAGUCCUUGAUGAGUGCCAUGAUGGAGAGCUUGGAGGAUGAAGAGGACGAAGCAGAAGCUGCCGAGACACAGCAGGAGCUAGACACCAAGAUGAAGGAAUUCGAAGAGCUAAUGGAUAGACGGCCCUUCUUGGUCAAUGAUGUCCUCAUACGGCGGAAUCCGAAUGAUGUGCAAGAAUGGGAGAAGAGGGUUGCUUUGUGGGGUGACGACGACCAAAAGGUGGCGGAGACGUACACCAAAGCCUUGGAAAGCAUCAACCCGAGAAAGGCGACAGCGAACUUCCACCACUUGUACAUCAACUUUGCGCGAUUCUACGAAGACGGCGGCACAACGAAGAGCGCGGAGCAGGAUCUAGACAGUGCCCGUAAGAUCUUAGAAAAGGCCACCAAGGUAAACUUCAAGGCUGUAGAAGAUCUCGCAGAAGUAUGGUGUGAAUGGUCUGAGAUGGAGCUUCGGAACGAGAAUUACGACGAAGCAAUUCGUGUUAUGCAGCGAGCAACUGCUAUACCGAAGAAUACCAAGAUCAACUAUCAUGAUCACACAUUGUCCGUCCAAACGCGAUUAUUCAAGUCCUUGAAACUUUGGUCCUUCUAUGUCGAUCUGGAGGAAUCGAUAGGGACUGUGGAAACCACAAAAAUGGUCUAUGACAAGAUCCUGGAGCUGAGGAUCGCUAACGCGCAAAUCAUCGUGAAUUACGCCGCCUUCUUGGAAGAGAAUAAAUACUUCGAAGAAAGCUUCAAGGUAUACGAACGUGGUGUAGAAUUGUUCACUUUUCCGGUCUCCUUUGAACUUUGGAAUAUCUAUCUCUCAAAGUUUAUCAAGCGAUACGGAGGUUCCAAACUUGAGCGUGCUCGAGAUCUUUUUGAACAGGCACUAGAGAAAUGUCCACCUAAAUCUUGCAAACCUCUGUUCCUCAUGUAUUCCAAGCUCGAGGAGGAUUACGGACUAGCUAAACGGGCUAUGUCGAUUCUUGAACGCGCCACUCAGGCCGUCUCUGACGAAGACAAGUUCGAGAUGUACUCAAUAUACAUUGCUAAGGCCACGGCCAACUACGGCUUGCCAGCCACUCGACCAAUAUAUGAGCGUGCUCUCGAAGUCCUCCCCGACCGUCAAACCGCAGAAAUGUGUCUCAGAUUCGCAGCCCUGGAGCGCAAGCUGGGUGAAAUCGACAGAGCCCGCGCUAUCUACGCUCACGCAUCCCAAUUCUGCGACCCGCGCGUCAACCCCAAGUUCUGGAGCGAGUGGAAUAGCUUCGAGAUCGAAACAGGGUCGGAAGAUACGUUUAGGGAGAUGCUGCGGAUUAAGCGCAGUGUCCAGGCGCAGUUCAACACUGAGGCUAGCUACCUUGCCGCACAAACCAUGGCUGCGAGGCAGGGUGCUGCCCAGACGGAGGAAGACGAAGAAGAGCAAGAUGCCAUGGCUGCUGCUGAGAAGCAAGCUGGUGCUGGGACAAAUGGGCCUGCCUUCGUCGCUGCUACGAAGACGGCUGUCCCUCGACCAGACAAUGGUGACAAGAAUGUGGAGGCCUCCGCGGCAAACGCAGACGAGAUACAUAUUUCGGACGAUGAAGAUUAG